This is a messenger RNA of Aegilops tauschii subsp. strangulata, 2019 nucleotides long. Lineage: Eukaryota; Viridiplantae; Streptophyta; Magnoliopsida; Poales; Poaceae. The record is from RefSeq and is a predicted model, not a curated record.
AUGAGGCUCCGCCCCAGCCUGAAACACAAUUUCACGGUGCUGCAGCAUGCUCAUCUUUGCCAAAGGCUUUUUCAGCUCAAGGUUGACAAGGCCGGUGGGGUCGAGAGGACCGGCAAGGCCGUCAAGGUCGGCGGGUCUCUGUUUGGGUUGCCAGCGGGAGUGGUCCCAUUGAGCAACAACUCUUGCCAGACCUCCAUCAACGCCAUGAUGCCGGACUUCAACGUGCACGGCCUCGAUCCAACCUGGGCCGAGCCGGAAGUGGAGCGGGUGCAGGCAUUCUUCGACAACCUGUCGGAGAGGUAUGUUCGUGACGAGCCACUACUCGUCCGUGACACCACUCAGGAAGAGCUGGUGUACAUUGCCGCCUGGGCGGAGGAGGCGACACUUGCUAAUGAGGCCGACAGCGUCGGCAGCAUGGAGGAUGAGGCUGACACGGCCGCAGAAGAGAAAGAAUUCGCCGAGUGGGCGGGCGACACGGAGACACUGGCCCAGAGGGCAGCGAAGAGGGCCAAGGCUUCAACGGGCGACAAGCCCGCAGCGAGCACUCCGCGCACGCCGGUGUUGGUGGAGAUCGGCCCGGACAACAGCCCUCGAUGCAGCCCCCGCUUCAGCCCCAGUGAAGACAUCGACACUGUCAUCGAGGAGGUCGCCAAGGACGCCGAAGCGGAGGCCGCCAAGAUCACUGCUGAUGAAGCCGCCAAGUCCGCCGCUGAGGAGGCCGCCAAGGGGCCUACCGGGGAGGCCAGCGAGGCUGCUGCCGGGGAGGCCGACAAGGCCGCUGCCGGGGAGGCCGGUAAGGGGCCUGCCCGGGAGUCCGAGGAGGUCGCUACCGAGGAGGCUAUCGAGGAGCCUGCAGAGGAGGGCAUGGCGGACGACCAACCUUCCUCGUACGCAGCCCCGGCACGGGUUGUCGAUGAACCGAGCACCAACAGCAGCGGUUCCCAAGAAGAGCAGCUCCUCCGGAACAUGAGUGCCAACUUCCAAAGGCUUCAAACGCUCCACCGUGCCCGCCAAGACAAAGUGAAAUCCAGGAUGGCGGCCGUGGACAAGGCGAAGGCCGACAUCAAGAAGGCCCAAGAGGUGGCGAAGGAACAGGUCGCCAAGGACGAGGCUGACCGGCGGCAGCAGCAAGCCUUGCUGGACACCCAAGAGGAGGAUCUCGCUGCCCGCGAAGAGGCGCUUGCCUCCACGCUUCACGGCAAGGACGAGGAGGUCGAGAAGCUUGUUGCGCAGCGGACCCAGGACCUGGAGCAGAAGCACAAGGACGCACUUGAUGCUCUGGCCCUGGACCACACUGGCAAGGUGGAGAAGCUGGAGCUGGAGCGGGAGGAGCUAAAGAAGGAGAUCUCAAGGCUGACGGAGGAGAGGGACACGGCUAACCGCGCCCUGGCGGACUCGCAGGUCACCAUCUCCGACAAGGCCAAGUUGCUCUCCGAGGCCAACGACUCCAUCAACGAUCUGAAGCUGAAACUAGACAACUUGGAGGGGACGCUUUCGGAGGCCAGGGCCCAUAAGGAGACCCUGAACAAGGCCCUGGAGGACGAGAGGCAGCUGCGGAGCGACGACGCCACCACCCACAAGGACUACACGAACAACGUAAACCUCUGGAUCGGCCGCCUCGUCGUCGUCGCGGGGAAGCUCACCACCCAGCUAGCCAUCAUGGGCAUGCCGGACAUCAGGUUCUCCCAGGAGGCGAAUGUAAGACCCAACUCCAGGCUGACCUUGUUCUUUGAGCGCAUCCUCAAUGCCCUGGAGCAGCUCCGCUCCAAUCGAGCAGCUUAUCUGGCCAACGAGGCCCGGAGGCUCUGCCGGGGCGCCCUGACCAAGGUGCUCACCAAGGUGGCGUUCUGGAACCCCAGCAUCUACUUCGCCAACGCGCUGGAGAGCUUGCCGGAGGAUGCGGACCUCACGGCACUCGAAGAGCACGACACCACUCGCCUGGCUAAUGGCACCAGGGUGUGGCUGGUGGCUGUUGCCUUCUUGCUUGGAGCCAUCGCGAUACAGGAGUCGAUGCGCUAA